AUGGGUAUGACAAAUGCUAAUAAGGCUGCGGGCAAGUUGGACGACUGCGAGAGUGAUGUUGAGCUGUUUUUUUCCUUGUUGCAAAGCAAUCAAAGCUCAACUCAAGAAACACAACCACCGCAGCAGCAGCCUCCUCCUACAUCUCAAAAAAACGAUUUGAAGUCGGCAGCGUUGGUCCAACACGCGGCUAGACUUGAACUCGAGUCGAUUACACUCAAGGAGACUCUAGAUGUCGCCAUUGAAGAAUUUCGCAAGGCACCCGUUGCGGAAAUCGGGAAGAUUGCAAGCUCGACUGAAAAGCUCCAAAAGGAAGUGGCUGCCAUUACAGCGGAGCAUGAGAGGAGCCAAGCACUGCUCCCUUUGAUUUUGGACGAGUGGAGGAAGUUCAAAGAUGACGUCUCAGCAAAACUCGUAGAAGAAUGCUCAAACACGCUUUUGCAACCGCUUUUGCAGCUGCUGACAGCAUUGAAGGAAAAUGUCAGCUUGUUGACAAAGAACGGCGAGGAAGGGCAGCAGAUUUACGAAAAAGGAUUGGAACUUCACAGGAAUAUUUUUGAAAACCAACAAGGCUUGGAGAAAACUGUGGGCGGUAUAAGGAAGACUGUGGGCGGUAUAAGCAAGACUGUGGGCGGUCUAGAGAAAACUGUGGGUGUUAUGGAGAAAAGUGUGGGCGGUCUAGAGAAAAGUGUUGGUGAUAUAAAGAGAUUCUUGCAGCUAGUGAUACCACGGCUCAUUAGCAUCGAGAACGCGGUAGCUCAACAGAAUGUGGAAGCUGAACCAGAACGAGGAUUGAAGAAACGUAAACUAGUUUGA
Molecule: messenger RNA, 813 nt
Organism: Lodderomyces beijingensis
Lineage: Eukaryota; Fungi; Ascomycota; Pichiomycetes; Serinales; Debaryomycetaceae
Source: the annotation of a GenBank genome assembly